This is a messenger RNA of Nymphaea colorata (pocket water lily), 1841 nucleotides long. Its product is annotated as probable pectate lyase 8. NCBI's taxonomy places the organism in Eukaryota, Viridiplantae, Streptophyta, Magnoliopsida, Nymphaeales, Nymphaeaceae. Bases 52 to 1386 code for a protein of 444 amino acids. The transcript has 6 exons. Gene Ontology annotation, molecular function: pectate lyase activity. The record is from RefSeq and is a predicted model, not a curated record.
GUUUCUUUUUUCGCGCCUUCAUUUCUCUUCCUGGUUCGCUUCGAGCGAAAGAUGGCGGAUGGUUGUGGGAGGGCGGCAUGGACGGUGACGUUGCUUCUUGCGCUUAUCGGCUCUAGUGGAUGCCUCGGAGAAGCGGCCCGGAGUCUCCGGAGCGAGUUGGCGGGAGGCCCGGCAGAAGUCAGUUUCGAGGAGAAGAGAGCGCUGGGCUGGCAAAACAUCUCGCUCUUGCACCCGCACGCCGUGGACAACCCAGAGCUUGUCGCUGCAGAAGUGUACAGGGUCAUGGAAAACGGCACGAGGAGAAGGUCUCUGGGCUACCUCUCCUGCGGCACGGGCAAUCCCAUCGACGACUGCUGGCGUUGCGACCCUAACUGGGCCAACAACCGCCAGAGGCUCGCCGACUGCGGCAUCGGGUUUGGUAGCAAAGCCAUUGGUGGCCGUGACGGCCGCAUCUACGUCGUGACCGACUCUUCCGACGAUGACCCCGUGAACCCGAGGCCGGGGACCCUUCGCUACGCCGUCAUCCAGGACGAGCCACUCUGGAUCGUGUUCAAGCGCGACAUGGUCAUCGUCCUCAAGGAGGAGCUCAUCAUGAACAGCUACAAGACCAUCGACGGCCGCGGGGCAAACGUCCACAUCUCCAACGGCGCGUGCAUUACCGUUCAGUACGUGACCAACAUCAUCAUCCACGGCAUACACAUCCACGACUGCAAGCCGACAGGCAACGCCAUGGUCAGGAGCACGCCUAGACACUAUGGUUGGAGGACCAUGGCCGAUGGAGACGGGGUCUCCAUAUUCGGGUCCAGCCACAUCUGGGUAGAUCACUGCUCCUUCUCUAAUUGCGCCGACGGGCUUGUCGACGCCGUGAUUGCAUCGACCGCCAUUACCAUUUCGAACAAUUACUUCACCCACCAUGACAAGGUGAUGCUGUUGGGUCACAGUGAUAGUUACGAGAAUGACAAAGCUAUGCAGGUAACCAUCGUCCUCAACCACUUUGGAGAAGGGCUAGUCCAGAGGAUACCCAGGUGCAGGCAUGGUUACUUUCAUGUGGUGAACAAUGAUUACACACACUGGGAGAUGUACGCUAUUGGGGGAAGCGCGUCCCCCACAAUCAACAGCCAGGGAAACCGGUACCUGGCCCCAGAUAACCCCUUCGCCAAGGAGGUAACAAAGCGAGUGGACACACCGGACAGUGCAUGGAAAGACUGGCAUUGGAGAUCGGAAGGCGACCUGAUGCUGAACGGAGCCUUCUUCGUACCCUCGGGAUCAGGUGCAUCCAACAGCUAUGCCAAAGCAUCUAGCCUCGGGGCCAAAUCGUCGUCCAUGGUUCCUUCCAUGACCGCCAAUGCUGGCGUUCUGAACUGCAGGGCAGGGGCCGUAUGUUAGCCCCCCAUGAUCAUCAUCACUCAUGUAGCAUAGACAUAGUGAUGCUUAUUGUGUUCUUUCCAACCUCGGCCUGCUUAUUUCUUCAUUUUUAAGCUCUCAGCUGCAGGUGCAGAAGCGUUGUGGUUCAUCCUUCCCGCUUCCGUUUUUCUCAUGGGUGGUCGGCAGGAGUUGAUAAGUAGGAUGGUUUUCUUUUUUACAUUUUUUUGUUUAGUCCUUUUCUCUGAAGAAAGGCUAGAAUCAGGUUUUAGUUGGAGAUGCAGAUUUGUUGUAGCUGCCUCAUCUCUGUCGUUCGAGCAGCCUUAAUUUGUGGUUAGAGUGAAGAGUGUGCUCAAUUUGCAUAAGAAAGCGUUUUGUUAUUUCAGGGGAUGAUAUCUCUAGUGUCUAAAGAAGUGCCGUUUUGUUUCUACUGUCAGAAAGUUCCACCUUGCAAACAGAAAUUGCCUCUUCUUUGCUGA